Messenger RNA from Dacryopinax primogenitus, 1125 nucleotides. RefSeq lists its product as uncharacterized. The record is from RefSeq and is a predicted model, not a curated record. Gene Ontology annotation, biological process: tricarboxylic acid cycle; isocitrate metabolic process. Gene Ontology annotation, cellular component: mitochondrion. Lineage: Eukaryota; Fungi; Basidiomycota; Dacrymycetes; Dacrymycetales; Dacrymycetaceae. The coding region runs from base 1 to 1125 and encodes 374 amino acids. Gene Ontology annotation, molecular function: isocitrate dehydrogenase (NAD+) activity. The transcript is spliced from 6 exons.
AUGCUGUCCAAGGCUAUCGUAUCUGCUGCCCGAACGGCGUUGCAACAGGUGAGUUCCGCCACUACCCUGGCUGCUGGGUUCCCAAAGGUCGCUUCACGGCUGCCUACUAAGUAUGGCGGUGUAUAUACUGUCACCCUCAUCCCCGGUGACGGUAUCGGCACGGAAAUCACCGACUCGGUCAAGCAGAUCUUUGAGCACGUCAAUGCUCCCAUCGAGUGGGAACAGUAUAACGUCUCUGGCGAGACUGCCAUGGGCGAGAGCCUGCUGGUCGAGGCGAUGGAGAGUCUGAAGCGGAACAAGGUUGGGUUGAAAGGUAUCCUUUUCACCCCCAUGGACCAACAAAGCCAUCCCUCGUGGAACGUCGCUAUGCGCAAACAGCUCGACAUCUAUGCCUCCGUUGUCGUCUUCAAGACUGUUCCGGGUGUGCCCACAAGACACAAGGACAUCGACUUUGCCAUCAUCCGUGAGAACACGGAGGGAGAGUACUCUGGUUUGGAGCACCAGAGCUACCCCGGUGUCGUUGAGAGCUUGAAGGUAUCUACACGUGUCAAGGCUGAGCGCAUUGCAAGGUUUGCAUUCGACUUUGCCCUGAAGAACAACAGGAAGAAAGUCACUUGCGUGCACAAGGCCAACAUCAUGAAGCUGGGUGAUGGUUUGUUCCUGAAUACCUUCCGGAAUGUUGCCGAGACAUACUACAAGCACGCCGGUAUGGCAUACAACGAUAUGAUCGUCGACAAUACGUCUAUGCAGCUCGUUGCUCGCCCACAACAGUUCGACGUCAUGGUCAUGCCCAACCUUUACGGUGCUAUUAUAUCCAACAUUGGUGCUGCCCUGGUAGGUGGCCCUGGGAUUGUCCCUGGAUGCAAUGUUGGUCGUGAAUAUGCCCUUUUCGAGCCUGGUUGCCGGCACGUUGCUAAGGACAUCAUGGGCACUAACCGCGCCAACCCCGCUGCCAUGAUCUUGUCUGCGACAAUGAUGCUGCGUCAUCUUGGGCUGGACCAGAUGGCAAACAACAUUGCCAACUCUACCUUCAACGUAUUACAGGCCGGUAUUUCCAAGACCUCAGACAUGGGCGGCAACGCCACGACCAGUGAUUUCACUAACGCUGUCAUCAAGAACUUGUAA